Nothobranchius furzeri (turquoise killifish) is the source of this 4184-nucleotide messenger RNA. The record is from RefSeq and is a predicted model, not a curated record. NCBI's taxonomy places the organism in Eukaryota, Metazoa, Chordata, Actinopteri, Cyprinodontiformes, Nothobranchiidae.
UAAGCAUUACAGGAUAAAACAUGGGAGUUUUGCAAGAACCGAACCAUUUCCUUGUUUACAUAAGGAUUGCAUGUGCACAUUUAAAUCAUUAAAUGCAUUAAAAGUGCACUUAUCCCGUAUUCACAUCAAAACAACUGAUCAUGAACCAAAUCCAACGGUACCAGUAAAGUUUAGCUGUGUGUCUUGUGGAUUUGCAGAGUCAUGUACUGAGACAGAGUUCUUUUCUCACUUGCAUUCUUCACAUCUUAAAGUAAACCACAAAGUUCAAUGCCCAUAUGAAGACUGUAACUUUGAAAGCAGUGUUUACAGCACAUUCAAAGCACACAAGAGUAAAGAACACAAACAUCAGAACUGGAAGAGGUUUAAGACUGAAAUAAUUGGUGAAAUAAUAAGUAAUGCCAGUGAUGCUUCCCAAGAACAAUUGUUAGAUGCUGAUGAUAUGGAGGAUUUAGAGAAGGUUAGUGAAGUAACCAGUGACAUUGAUUUUCAUGAUCUUGAAAAGCAGCUUGAACACAACAUGGCAUCUCUUCUAUUAAAGCUGCAAAGUGUUCUCAACGUACCAGAGACUGCUGUACAGGAAGUUAUUGAACAACUCUGUCAAAUCAGUAAGUUGUCACAACCACUUUUGCAAACCAGAAUUAAGACCAUACUAAGGAAUCACAAUUUGGACAUAAAUGAAGUAUUUGUGAAAGAGGUAACUAGCACUGUGUCAAAGAGUAACAUAAUGACAUUCUGUGCCAAAGAUGGGCCUUUAGGAACUGCCAAAAGGAGGGCUGCUUACGUACGCAAAGAGUUUCCAUUAGUAAGCCCCAUUGAAUAUAUUGUGGAAAAGGCAAAAAACCUAUUGCAUAUGUUCCUGUUCCCAUGUUACAAAAGUUGUUUAAUAAAACAGAUGUUUUAAACAAAGCAGUGGCAGAACAAGUCCAUGUUCCUCAUGAAUACAGAUCAUGUAAAGAUGGACAGCAUUUUAAGGAAAAUUCACUUCUCUCAAAUGCUGAGUUCACACUUGCCCAUGGUCUUUACGUUGAUGACUUUGAAGUAGUCAAUCCUCUGGGCACAUCAAAGCUGAAACAUAAAUCGUGUGCCAUAUACUGGGUUAUUGCUAACAUUCCUGCAAAAUACAGAUCAACCCUGAACUCCAUCCAGCUUGCACUACUUUGCAAUACCUCCACUGUGAAGGAGUGUGGCUAUGCAAAAGUUAUGCAGCCUCUCAUCUAUGAUCUGAAGUUAUUGGAGCAAAGCGGUGUUUAUCUGGAGCAACUGGGAACAAGUGUUAAAGCUACUGUCUUAUAUGUUGCAGCUGAUAACCUGGGUGCCCAUUCUCUUGCAGGAUUCCAGGAAAGCUUUUCUGUCGACAAAUUCUGCAGAUUCUGUUUGGCGAGCAGCAAAGACUCAGCAACAGGAGGUAAGUUCUGGUCUCUUUCAGUGCAGAGAGAAAGAAUCCCAUGACAGGCAUGUGCUGGAAGUUAAAGAAGACCCAGGAUUAAGCCAGAUUUAUGGGGUGAAACAAUCAUGUCCGUUGACUGAGAGUCUUGAGCACUUCCAUGUAGUCAGUGGUUACCCUCCUGACGUAAUGCAUGAUGUCUUGGAGGGCAUUGUUCCCAUUGAGUUAUGUCUUUGUCUAACGGAUCUGAUAAGAAAGAAACACUUCACCCUAGGUAUGCUAAACCAGGCUAUUGGGCCCUUUAAUUACACAUUUACUGACAACACAGACAAACCUCAGGUGAUUGGAAAAGGAUUUUCAACCAAAGGGACCAUUGGUGGAAAUGCUCAUGAGAACUGGUGCCUCAUAAGGCUGCUUCCAUUCCUUAUUGGCCAUUGUGACCCUGAAGGUGAUGACACUUGGGAAAUUCUAAUGCUUCUCAAAGACAUCGUUGAGCUCAUUGUGGCACCAUGGCGUACAGAAGAGACACUGCAUUUCCUGAACUGAAAGAUAUCAGAACACAGAAACUUGCUGCAGUCAGUAUUUCCAGAGUUUUGUUUAAGGCCAAAGCAUUACUAUUUGGAAAACUAUCCCCAGCUUGUAAGAAAGUUUGAGCCCUUAUCUGAGGUUUGGACAAUGCGCUUCGAGGGCAAACAUAACUUUUUUAAAAGGGCAAUCCGUACUACGCAAAACUUCAUAAAUGUUGCCAUGACAUAUGCAACUAAACACCAGAAAGCUCUCAGUUACCACCUUGACUGUAACACAUUUUUCAGACCAUCUGCAGAAAUUACAAAGGUAACACGAGUUUUGGUUUCCUCUUUCCCAUUGACUGUCCAGACAAUAAUGGCAAAAACCCUUACAAAACCCAAUUCGGUGCUAGUCGCAUCAUCUGCCUGUGUUGAUGGAAUCCGUUACCAUCCAGGGAUGAUACUGUCGGCAGGAUCAUGCUCCAGUCUCCCAGAGUUUGUCCAGAUUGAAAAUAUUGUUGCUGUGAGUGCAGAAAUUCUGUUUGUCUGUAAGAAAAUGACCGCAUGGUAUGUUGAGCAUUUGAGAUCUUACCAACUUCAAUAUCACGAUGUCACCUUUUGGUGUGUGUUGAAGAUCCCAGAGUUAAAUGAUGUCUUCCCAUCAUCAGUCUACAGGGUACAAGGAGAACUUAUGGUGACAUUGAGGCAUUUUGUUAUUUGCUAAUGGUCAUUCUUUUUCCAGAUGGCUGUGCAACAGAAAUUUCCUAUGAGGAUUAUUCUCUGUGAGGGAGAUAUAAGAAAAAUGACAAUGACAACACGACCUGAAACACUCCAGGAUUUGGUUGACUGGCUCAAAGACGGUCUCCAAGCAAACUACGGCUUCAGCCUACAAUACCAAGAGCCAGAAUUUGACAAUGCAUUAUGCAAUCUUACAGAUGUGUCCGAGCUCCCAGAGAAACCAACCAUCAAAAUUAUUCCUACUAUUGAGCUUGUUCCAGUCACUACAACUCCAGAGAUUUCAUCUGAUGCAGUCAGCCUGGCAGACACCGAGAUCUUGUCUGUCUCUUCUCUUGAAAGAAGCUCUCCCUGGCCAGAGGAUUUUCCAAUUCCAAAAUUUCCGGUAGAUGUAGAGUAUAGACUUCGACAAGGUAAUCUGCUGUACAUGAGGGAUGGAGUCCUCCUGAAAACAACAAAAGACUUAAAACACGAAAUUCUUGACAAGUUGGCUGAGACCAUCUAUGCCUUCAAAGCAUACCCAGAUAAGCAGGACUUUGAAGCUGUUGCAAAAGCCUUAGUACAAAUACAUCCAUGCCUCAAAGAAUCUGGUUCAUCUCGUGGAUGGGAUGGAUGGAAAAACAGUUUGAAGUUUAAAAUGGAGAACUACAGAUCCAAAAUGCGGCAGUUGGGCAGAGCUGAUGUGGCUGUGAAUGGAGGUAAACGUGGAAGGUACUCCGCAAGUGGUGACCCCCCGAACAAAGACAUCAAGAAGCCAAAGAAAGGGGAAAUAAACUUCCUGCCUGACUAUCCGGAAGGGAUGGAUGACCGCAACCUGGAAGAAACUCGUCAGGUGUUGGUUAAUGAAAUGAAGAAAAAGCCAAAUGGUUCCCUUAUAAAAAAGAGAAAUGGAUGUGACCUUUGCCCUGCGCAGAAAAGAAGUUGUCAAAGAUGAACCAGCAAUCAGCCAGAAACUUGAUUGAUGGACAGCUCUAUUCACAGAAAAUCUGAUUUUUUGUGAGUUCACCAGAGUGGCUGGGAAAAAUCUGAGACGGCUUCUUCGAUGCACUUGACGGUUUGUCUCCAAGCCUGAUGGACCUGUUCAGGAAGAAGAAGGGCCUUGCUGGACAGAUCUUAGCAGGACUUUUACAUCAGUCAAAGGUAGAAGUCCCACCACAUACAUGUUUAUCUCCUUUUAAGUUUUAGUUUUUUAUCAUUUCCUGUUACCUGUUCAGUGCUAUUUUUUUAUUAUUUGCAUAAGGAUUAAUUAUUUCUCAGUUACAUAUUUACCACAUUGUGUCCCCUGUCUUUUCUCUUCUGCUCAAACUAAAGAUUUGUCACGAGUAUUUUCUCUUUCUUACCCCAUUUUGUCUAUUUCAGGUAUUUAUUCUUGGUUUGUCUACUUGCUUCAAUUACCAACUCUCAACUUUUUCUCCUUUUUCUCUUGCCCUUAUAUACUUUGCUGAAUUGGGACAAAGAACACAUUUAGUCCUUGUUGAAAUGUUUUGAAAUUGAAUAAAUAUUCUUUUCUUUUCUUUUCUCAAUGUCUUUCAGUCCACUGAGCCAACAGACAUUCGGUG